Messenger RNA from Labrus bergylta (ballan wrasse), 1839 nucleotides. The record is from RefSeq and is a predicted model, not a curated record. Lineage: Eukaryota; Metazoa; Chordata; Actinopteri; Labriformes; Labridae.
UUAUCAUCGGACUCGGGUGCUGCUUACAAUUCUCUGAAUAGAAACUACACUGCAGGUGGAGGGAUGAGUCUCUUCCCUGUCAUUGGCACAGAAGUGCCAGAAACACCUAAUGGGGAUGUGACAUCCAUCUCUUCAGAAAAUGGCCCUCAUGUUCCGGUCUCAGAGAAGUUUGGGGGGAGCAGAGUGCCCUAUUCUGAUGAGGCAUCAGAGGACAGAGGCCUUGGACACACAGAGAACCACGUAGAUGUGGAAAACAGAGUAUAUGAUGGCGAAGGUUGCUCGGACACAGACACAUACAAUAAUGAGAGAACGUCUGGUUUAUCACCUCACAUAUCCCAUGUGACAGACCCCUCAGAAGACUCAGAAUCAGGCUCCAAUGACACAGACAUUCCUGAGGCCUCUAGCACUGCUGAGCCUCCUGGUGAACCUCUGCUGUUGGAGUCAGAACAGCACGCACACUCCAAAGACUCAUCUUUGCAAGGAGGCCGGGCCAUUAAAUACAGACAGCGGACAGACGGAGAACAUGUUGAUGGAGGCGAUGACAGCAGAGAAGAGGAGGAGGAGGAUGGAGAGAAAGAGAAGCAGGAUGAAGAGGAUGAUGAGAAAUAUGAAAAAAAGUGGAUAAAUCCACGUAAAGGAGGGAGAACUGGGUCUUCACGACACUACUCCUCCUCAGCCCCUGGUCCCAGCACCUCGUCCUCCUCUUCUUCUCCGCCUCCUCUUCUUCCCUCAGAUGAUGUCCCCUGCCCUCCCCACGUCAUGGCCCAGGUCUGGGUACGCAAUGUCAGGGGGAUGCAGGACAGCAAGAGCCUGGAUGAAAUCAGCCAAGCCUGUGGAGGUGGUUCAGGGGCCCGGGGAGGGGGCAGAGCAGGCCAGUCAGAGGGUCGAAGGGCCACUAUCUCAUCGGCUCUGGAGCUUGAAGGGACAGUCAGCCAUGAGGGCGACCUGACCAACUUCGUCGCCAAGAACCUGGAGCAGAAAAUCAAGAUGAGCUCCAAGCCCAGUCUGGACUGCAGUGACUCGGACUGCUCAGGUCCUAUCUACAGAAGUCGGGGAUUGACGCGGAGACCAGCAGAUAUCCCUCCCAUUGAUCCUGCUGUCCUAUUGGAUCUUCAGAGACACACCCAGGAAGUGGCUCAGAGUGUGGAGAUGAUGAUGAGGAGCCUCAAUGGAACCAUCCAGAAUAUGACCGCUCUGAGUGUGGGCUACAUCCAGACUUACAGGGACUCAGUGGACAGCCUGGGAGAGUCUGUAGACAUGAGUAUAAAGGGUAUGUACACACUGAUGGCGCGCUGCGAGGAGCUGGACCGGUCCAUGCAGCCCAUACACACCUUGGCUGCACAGAUCCGCGACAUCAAACGCACCCUGGAUGCUUUGGAGGCAAUCUGCAAAUAAUCACCUCUCUGGUACGAGUACACAUCCGCAAAGACCAAACACCAAGCACACCCUGAACAAGACUGUCUGCAAGUAACCACCGCCUUGCAGGUAGCACACACACACAGUGCAGCAAAGAUUCAGUGCACGUCUGGAUCCCUGGAACCAUUGCUACUAGGCAUGCUGGAUGAUUGCGCUCUUUGUCCCCCUGCUUGUUCAUCCUUUGAAGAUGACCAUGUUUGUGUUGUGAGAUUUCAGUUGAAUUGGGCUUGAUUGGCUCUCGGGGCUGAGCUUUCUCUUCUUCCUUUUUUUUUUUUUUUAAACAACCUUACUUCCUCUUGUGAAGUCAUCAUGAAACUCCCAAAAUCACAUGUUUUGAAGACUCUAGGUCAAGUGCCCUGAACACACACACACACACACACACGCGCACACACGCACACACACACACACACACACACACACACA